Messenger RNA from Nicotiana tabacum (common tobacco), 3794 nucleotides. The record is from RefSeq and is a predicted model, not a curated record. Lineage: Eukaryota; Viridiplantae; Streptophyta; Magnoliopsida; Solanales; Solanaceae.
UUUUUCAGGUCUUGUGUUAUCUGGCGCCGCUCUUUCCAAAGAACGUUAACUUGUUUUGGCAAGAUGAGAUUCCGAAGAUGAAGGCAUACGUGAGUGAUACAGAAGACUUAAAGCAGGAUCCUUCAUAUCAAGAGUCUUGGGAUGACAUGAUUAUCAAUUUUAUUGCAGAAUCUUUGGAUGUAAUUCAGGAUGUUGACUGGAUUAUAUCACUUGGAAAUGCAUUUGAAAAGCAAUAUGAACUUUAUAGUCCUGAUGACGAGCACUCUGCAUUGCUUCAUCGGUGUCUUGGAAUUUUGCUGCAGAAGGUUCAUGACAGAGCCUAUGUUCGCGCUAAGAUUUAUCUGAUGUACAAACAAGCUAAUAUUACGAUUCCAACAAAUAGACUUGGCUUAGCAAAAGCCAUGGGAUUGGUGGCUGCAUCACACCUAGACACAGUUCUGGAUAAGUUGAAAGACAUCCUCGACAAUGUUGGGAAAAGUAUCUUCCAAAGAAUUCUAUCAUUUUUCUCGGAUAGAGGUAAAAUGGAAGAAUCUGAUGAUAUCCAUGCUGCUUUGGCGCUAAUGUAUGGAUAUGCUGCAAAAUAUGCUCCCUCAACUGUUAUUGAAGCCAGAAUAGAUGCGCUAGUGGGGACUAAUAUGCUGUCACGACUUCUUCAUGUCCGCCAUCCUACAGCUAAGCAGGCUGUCAUCACAGCGAUUGAUUUAUUAGGUCAAGCAGUGAUAAAUGCAGCUGAAAGUGGUAUAUCAUUCCCCCUGAAAAGAAGAGACCAGUUACUUGAUUAUAUAUUAACAUUAAUGGGCAGCGAUGAGGAAGAUGGAUUUUCUGAAUCCAACACUGAGCAUCUGCGCACUCAGUCGUUUGCUUUAAGUGCCUGCACUACUCUGGUUUCCGUAGAGCCAAAAUUGACUACUGAAACAAGAAACCUUGUUAUGAAGGCCACAGUUGGAUUUUUUGGCUUGCCUAAUGAGCCUGCUGAUGUUAUCGACCCCCUUAUUGGCAACCUGAUUACUCUUCUAUGUACAAUACUCAUUACAAGUGGAGAGGAUGGAAGAAGUCGAGCAGAGCAAUUAUUGCACAUAUUGAGAAAGGUCGAUCUGUAUGUUUCCUCUUCUUUGGACUACCAGAGGAAAAGAGGGUGUCUUGCAGCUCAUGAGCUACUUUUCAAGUUUCGGAUGAUCUGUAUCAGUGGAUACUGUGCACUAGGAUGUCGGGGAACUUGCACCCACAGAGAGAAAACUGACCGUGCUUUACAUCACACCUUAUCUAAUUUGCCUUCUGCAUUUGCUUUACCAAGCCGUGAUGCUUUGCGCUUGGGAGAGCGUACAAUGAUGUAUCUUCCGCGAUCUGUAGAUACAAGUUCUGAAGUCCGAAAAGUUUCUGUUCAGAUCCUUCAUCUAUAUUUCAGUAUAUCUCUAUCACUUCCAAGGCCUGCAAAUUCUAGUUUCACCAAUGACAUUGAAUCAUCCUAUAGUGCUUUGUCUUCCCUUGAGGAUGUUAUAGCUAUUCUACGGAGUGAUGCUUCAAUUGAUCCGUCAGAGGUGUUUAACAGGGUUGUUUCAUCUGUUUGCAUCUUGCUGACAAAGGAUGAGCUUGCUGCAGCUUUGCAUGGUUGCUCGGGUGCUAUAUGUGACAAGAUCAAGCAAUCUGCAGAAGGUGCAAUCCAAGCAGUUAAUGAGUUUGUUACAAAGAGAGGGAAUGCGCUGAAUGAGACAGAUAUUGCAAGAACAACACAAUCAUUGCUCUCAGCGGUAAUUCAUGUGACAGAGAAGUAUUUACGUCAGGAAGCUCUUGGUGCUAUAUGUUCCCUUGCGGAGAACACAAGCUCAAGAAUUGUUUUCAACGAAGUUUUAGCUGCUGCAAGAAAGGACAUAGCCACAAAAGAUAUAUCUAGAUUACGGGGUGGGUGGCCAAUACAGGAUGCCUUCCAUGUGUUCUCACAGCAUUCAGUACUUUCAUUCACGUUUCUGGACCAUGUUAUGUCUGUCAUCAAUCAGUUGCCUCCUCUUGGAGGGGAUCUGGAUCACGAUGAAAGUUCUGAGCAUGCAGUUGAUAGUAUUGUAGAAGAUAAUAUUGCAAGAGCAGCUAUUGUUGCGCUUACUGCUUUUUUCAGGGGUGGUGGUAAAGUUGGUAAAAAAGCAGUUGAGCAAAGUUAUGCUUCUGUUCUUGCAACACUUACGCUUCACCUGGGCAGUUGUCAUGGCUUAGCUAGGACUGGUGAACUAGAACCACUGCGUGCUCUACUGGCUGCAUUUCAAGCAUUCUGUGAAUGUGUUGGUGAUCUGGAAAUGGGAAAGAUUCUUGCGCGAGAUGGAGAGCAAAGUGAAAAUGAGAAGUGGAUCAACCUUAUAAGAGAUCUGUCUGGCUGCAUUUCUAUAAAAAGACCAAAAGAGGUUCCAGACAUAUGUUUGAUACUGAGCAAAGCACUGGAUCGAUCUUUAAGAUUUCAAAGAGAAUCAGCUGCUGCGGCUUUGUCGGAAUUCUUACGCCAUAGUGACGGCUUUGGUCCCCUAUUAGAGCAGAUGGUGCAAGCACUUUGCCGGCAUGUAUCGGAUGCUUCUCCUACUGUUAGGCGCCUUUGUCUAAGAGGGCUUGUCCAGAUGCCAUCUAUCCAUGUUCUCCAGUAUACUACCCAAAUCCUAGGGGUGAUAUUAGCUUUGCUCGAUGAUUCAGAUGAGUCGGUUCAAUUAACUGCAGUCUCAUGUUUGCUGAUGGUUCUUGAGUCUUCAUCCAGGGAUGCUGUAGAACCUGUUCUCUUGAACCUUUCCAUACGGCUUCGAAAUCUGCAAGUGUGCAUGAAUGAGAAGAUCCGAGCCAAUGCGUAUGCUGCAUUUGGAGCACUGAGCACCUAUGGAACUGGGCCUCAACGAGACUCUUUUCUUGAGCAGGUCCAUGCUGCUUUCCCACGGAUGGUUCUACAUCUUCAUGAGGAUGAUCUUAGUGUGAGACAAGCUUGCCGAAGCACUUUGAAAUGCGUUGCUCCCUUGAUGGAAAUUGAUGGAAUAAAUGCUCUUUUGAACACUCAUUGGUUUAGUUCGGACCACCGAAGCGACUAUGAAGACUUUCUCCGAGAGCUUGCAAGGCAACUAACUCAACAUCUUGCUGCCCGAGUUGAUACGUACAUGGCAUCAAUAAUACAGGCAUUUGAUGCUCCUUGGCCAGUUGUCCAGGCAAAUGCUGUUUAUUUAUGUAGCAGCGUGCUUUCUCUCUCCGACGACAAGCACAUAUCAGCCCUCUUCUACAAUCAGGUUUUCGGGAUGCUAGUUGGCAAAAUGAGUCGUUCAACGGAUGCAAUUGUUAGAGCAACUUGUUCUUCAGCCCUAGGCUUGUUGCUCAAAUCAUCCAAUGCAAGCUCUUGGAAGGACGUUCGACUUGAUCGAGUUGAUUCAUCGCAUAGGGGCCAUGAACCAGAAUCUGCUAGGAGAUUAUGAAUAUUAAUUAGCGUAACCUACAGCAUCUACAUGAAAGCAGGAAACUCUCACGUUAAAUCUUCCCGUUUCAAGAGCUCUUAUGGUGGUUCAAAGUGUAUAGUUUUCGACAAUAUUUUUUGUUGUUGUCUCUAUGCCUCUAUUCUUUUUGUGUAUAUUAGGGUUGUAUAAAAGGUUUGGCUUUUUGUUGUAUCUGUGUAAAAUAGUGUGCCCGUGUUUGUACAUCCUUGUAAAGUGAUUCUCUCUAACAUCUCAUGUUAACAUUUAAUUCUAUUUAUGUAAAAGCUUGAGUCCAACCGCUAAUUGGCAAUUCUGGAACUAGAGACAAUUCGGCAAAGUUACUUGUCCGAGCAAUGUUUUUGGAAGCCA